CAUCUCUCUUUCCAUCAGCAGUGAAUGGGGCAGAGCCUCGCGCGCUGCUCCUUAUUAACGUUAAUAACGUUAUCUCUCGCGUCACUCAUGUCCCCAACGACGACGGCCGCUGCUGCCGCUGCAGAGGAGCAGGAGGAGGACGGGACUGCGGUUCAGGUGCACCGCUGUGAUUGAAAUACACCCAAGUUUUUGACGCUACGGGGGGUAAACACGGACGAACACGGCGCCGAAGAACAGCGGCCAGAUUUGUCUGCUUUUAUCAACCGGACGGACGGAGCUUCGCCAUUGUUUUAUCGGUGAUGGGAUUCCUUCAGGAGCGACCUGCCGCCUAACGUUAACCCCUCCAAGGUGUUCGUCUGAAAACAGCAUGCAAACUGAUAAAGAACAUCUUUUCAAAGAUCAAGAUGGACACUAAAGCUGUGAUAUUUAUAUUUCUCAAGUUUCUGAUGCCUUUUCUGAGAACUUAGUAUCUUCUUCAACAUUACACUUUGCAUAGUUAGAGGAUUUAUUCAACAGCUGUGAUUUUUGACGUAGCAGUGCUCCAAGCAAAAGUGAUGGAAACAGAAGAGAGGGAGGAUGUAUCACAAAAACAUACUGCUAAUAUAAAGGCAGAGCCAGAGGAAGAUGUGUCAUCAUGCCACACCUGUGGGGUGUGUGGUCGCAGUUUUCCUCUUCUCAGCUCCCUGUCCCAGCAUAUGAGACGGCACACUCGGGAGAAGCCAUACAAGUGUCCCUACUGUGAGCACAGGACGGCUCAGAAGGGAAGUCUGAAGGCUCAUAUUCGAAGCCAUAAGCUGGGCCUGUUCAGCCACAACCUCAGCGACAAGCAGGAGGACGAAGAUCAAGGACAAAAAGAUGUUGCUGUUAAACCGGAACCUCCUGAAAUCAUCAGCACGUUUGACAAAGCUCAUGUCAAUGGGAAGGUGAAGAAGAAAGGAACCAAGAAGAAAGUUAAGGGCAAAGGCGGUGUCGAGGCCAGCGAUGGACCUGAUGCUGGGUCUUUUACCUGCACCAUUUGUGGCCAGGCUUUCCCUCAGGUAUUACUCCUCAAGUCCCACAUGAAAAGGCACCGUGGCUCCCAGGAUCAUGGUUGCCGAAUCUGUGGACGACGCUUCCGCCAAGCAUGGUUCCUCCAAAGUCAUAUGCGCAUUCAUCGGGUCAAAGCACAGCUGCGGGGCAGCAAAAGCAACGACCCUCCAGCCACCAUCAAUGGGGUUCCUCAGGACCCAGCAUCACUGAUAAAUGAAGAGUGCCUCUAUGAGCUCUGCGCAGGCUGCGGUAACUUCUUCUGUGACCGCAAGACAUUGCGGAUACAUGAAAAGCUGCAUAAACUGAAUCAGAGUCGCACUCAGAUGCAAAAUUCGCCACAGGAAGACGUUGAGGUUUCUGAGCUGCACAAUUCUAAGGAGCAUUUUUUCAAAAGCCUGAACCUCACAUGUGCUGGACCUAAAGAAACUCCUGAGGAAAGGAGUCUGGGCGAGAGAAUUCCUGAGCUGGAUCCAGUUUGUAGCUACCAGGCAUGGCAGUUGGCCACAAAGGGACGAUUGGUGGAGGCCACAGAAAAAUGUCUGGGAUGGGAGGAGAGACUGGCUGAUGCUGAGGUGGCUUAUGACACAGAAAAGGGUGAGUAUGUACCCCUAAAGCAGGAGAAGAAGAGGAAGCAAAUUGACACCUCCAGCACCAAUGUUAAGAAGAAGAAGGCUGAUGCAGGCCUUGAUCACACAUCAACCAGCCUGGCUCACACUAAAGGUGGUGACAAAAAGGUCUGCCAGAAGGAUCGCAUUCUGUUGAACGGACUUGGUCAUGCGUUUUAUGAGGCACUGCAGACUAGGAAGGUUAAAGAUGUUCACUUCUCAUCAAAACACACCAACAACAUCAGGAGCCAAGACCAGGAAGAUCGAAAAACUUUCUUCUGUGAGCACUGUGAUUUCCACACUGUUGACGCCUCGUUACUCAGGUCUCACGUGCACAGGCAGCACCAGGACUUCCUGGUUCCCUACAGCAAACAGAACACCAUUUUGGACAACAUUAGCAAAAGUGGUUCCAAAGCCUCAAGAUACAUGGACUACCUCAGAAGCAGGAGUGUGUUGCUCAGUCAGCCAUACUGGAAUCCCUACACAUGUCCUCCAACCCAAGAGUUAGUAGAGUCAAAUAUUAAAAUAGAAAAGUCAGAUGUCACAGAGGUCAAAGGGCAGGGACAUGCCACUGGUGAUGCUGGCAGCCUCCUCAAUCUUUCUUCAGCACCCAUAACUGAUGGAGACGGUGCUGUUAAUUACCCAGUGAAAACAGAGGGCCUGGUGAGACAUCAGUGUCCAUACUGUUCCCACACCACCAACUACCCAGAAGUACUGUGGAUCCAUCAGCGAGUUGCACACAGGGUGGACGGCAGCAGCUCUAUGGCACCCAAGUGGGCACCCAGCGUUAACAGCAUCAAGAGUUUGAAGGCAGGGGCUGCUCAGUGGAGACGCACGGGGCCGCCACCAUUUCUUGAAGGCAAAGACUGCCCAGCUUUACCUGCUCCAAGGACUCAGCGUACACAGCCUCCAGGUGCCACAGCCCACAGCAGCAGUAGCAAACACUCGGCUUCUAAGACCCAAUCAGGCAUCCCAAAGUCCAAGCAUCAGACGAAGGACUCGCGAUCUUCGGAUGGUACACAGUCUAGUAGAAAGGUUGGACUCCAGCCUCAAAGGAAGUCUAGUGAACAUAACCGAGCAGUGGAGGGUGGAAGUAAAGGCUCCAGUAAGCCAGCUACUUCAUCGAACAGUACAGCCCACAGCAAGAGCCUUCCCAGUUUCCAGCCUACAAGUAGCCCCAAACACAGAAGCAACAGAGCUACUGUAGAGGGAACCUUCCCACAGGAGGGUUUAGGUUUUAUGCUGGCAAGAAAUCAUGGUGGGACUUCUUCUAACGUAGCUUCAGACAGACUCCAUUCCCGCAGGCCGUCGUACGACUUCGCUUCAGUUCCAAAGGGUCCUGAUCUCUGGGCUGCCAUGAACAUGUGGGGGCUACAUGGAAGCAAAGCAUAUUUAGAUCCACUUGUGUUUGCUCAGGGAAAGAGUGAAUCAGGAGGAGAAAUGCCAAUGGACAUCGAUAUUUUCAGUCUCUUGAAAAACUACAGUCCACAUGAACUGGCAGCUCUCUACCAGCACUGGGGGUUUGUCGAUCCCAGACUGGAUCCACAAGCAACGUUGCAGUUAAAUGGAAAUUUUGGAAAUGAAGUCCAUUCCUCCUCUGAAGCUUCCAAACAGAUGAGCAGCCACAGCACUUCAUCCUCAGGGUCCCUCCAUAAAGGAACGUGAAGAAAUGCUAUGUUCCUGUUGGAUUCCAGCUUGCACAGCACUGACUGUUGAACAAAGAGGCCUGCUGUUCUUUAAAGGAACCAGCCAUAACUCCUAACGGAACAGAGGCACUGGAUAAUGCACAAUAUAUGCAAAGCAAUGAGGUGGACUCUUCUUAUUUUUGAUUUUGAUUCAAAGUGUUGCGCAUGCUUUUGUUUGUUCAGAGUGUAGAUAUGUUAGUUAACAAAAGACACAAGGAGAUGUGUUUUGAAAUGUUUUGUGGAAAUGAGGCUGAAUUGUUUGGCGCUUACUGUAAAAAUAGUAGCAAAACACUGUAGCAGUUCUAUGGCCCAGGUGGAAAUGAAAAGCAGAGCUACAGUCACAUGGAUGGAUGGAGGAUAUUUCCUUGGCUAAAGGCUAAAGAUGCCUGCUCUGUUUAGGAUGAAAUUUAGAUGCAGAACAACGACACAAAUUACCAAACCUUACAAUCCAUGAUGCCACUACCAACUUUCAGAAGUAAAAACUGUGAUGCAAAUUUGUGACUACCUGCCGUAUUUCAGUGUUGAUUUUCGGUUUGAUGUUUUGUUUCAUGUAAAAUAUCUUCUGUUGUUUUUAAGUUUGGUUGAGUAGGUGAUCGACAAGACAUUCGGAUGUGCAGAUAAAAUAGUGUCACUUCACUUUUACUACAUAAUCACAAAAUAAGUUCUGAACUGAGAUCAGGUUUUAAAUCGACGUGCCAGUUUUCAUCUGAUCAUUUGUCAUCCACCACUUUGCUACAUGACAAAUGUUGUAUUUUGUCACAUUUGCAGUUGAUGUCUUUCACAGUUUCCACCUAACAAACCACUAAGUCAAUGAAAGCAUUGGCAACAGCAGAACAUGUCCAGAAUUUCAGCUUCAGCACCGUUAGUUCACCAUUGCACACAUUUAGAAGAAAAAGAUGCACUGUUUGGAUGAUGAUCACUGUCGAAGUACUUUGCAGCCUCAAGUCAGGAAUUGGCUUCAGCCAAAGUAGUAUUACUCCACAACAUCACCAAGAUGAAUACUCAACUCAUCACACAGCUGUACUGUUGUUCCAAAAACAAAAAAUUACUUGAGACAGAAAACGUAUUAUACUGGAGGCAGUUUCUGGCCAUAUUUGAUGGUUUGGAAUUUCUUUUUCCGAUCAGUAAACACUAAAAUACGCCGUACAUUCACACCUGAAUUCAAUUGAAUUGCUCAGAGCAAAGCAUCAAUUGUAGUGAAUUCAGGGAAUCACUUCUAAAGGUUGUUUUCAGUGAAUGUUGUUCCUGAUUUCUACUUUAUCUGCAGUGCCAGGGAAUAAGAAAACACCUAAUGUCGACUAGUUUACACCUUCAAACAGCAGCACUGAAGAUAAAUCAAUGUUGAAUUUAGCAGAAUUGUCUUUUUGACCAGUUUUGAAUUAGAUAUCCAUGUGAAACCUCCUCGUUUUAUGAUUUAGUUUAUGUUUUAUAAUGGCAAAUGUGUGCUUAUAGCCAAGUUUAAGGUCCAGAAUGGACAUUGAGUUACUGUGAAAAAACCAGAAAAAUGAAUCUAAAUUGGUGCCCAUGGUUAAAACCAACGUAUGUUAGGACAACAACUAAACGAAGACGUGCAACCUUGAUUAAAUAUCCAGGUUUAGAAUUUUGAAGGCAAUAAUUUGACCUUUGUCUCCAAUCAGAAGAAUCCAAACAUCUGCACUUCUUUCACAUUGUACUUAUGACUUAGUAAUUUAAUCCUGUGAUUCUUAGACAUAGAAACUGUAGCGAUAACUUCUACGGACACGCCCCUGACUUAAUAUCUACCCGUCAAGCUACUGAAAAAAAAAAACAGCAAAAUGUUUUUAUUUUUGACUCUAAAUUCACCUCAUUCUCCGUUUAUUUUCAUGUGUUUUCUGUUUGCAGAUUUGUUUAGUACGUUUACAUUUUAGUUCUACUUAUUCAGUGAAUUCAUCUCCCUUAGAGAAAUAGUCUAUGCAUUUGACAAAAAGCCAUCAACUUAUGGAUUCUUAGGAGAUCUUGAGAACACAUAAUUUAUUACUUGGAGUAUUGACUUUGAUCUGUGUGGGGAAAAAGUUUUUUGAUAAAUAUUGUAAAUGAUAGUUUUAUUUAAUGGUCUUUUUGUUUGCUAAGAGUGGAAUUUCGACACUCAUAAGUACUUGAUAUUUGUAGUAACAGAACAUGUUAAAAUACGUUUUAGUGACACACUUGAGGUCAGCGUGCAGGGUCAGUGGGGAGUGAUGCUCCUGCUGCAGGUAUUAUUAAACCUGUCGUCUUGUAUUUUGCAACAGCUGCCUGUGAAGAUGCAGCUGCACACGGUUUGGCAUGAAGUGACAGGAACAGGGUGGCAGCGAUUUUUAUGCAAGCCUGAACUUUUAUGCAAACUUUCAGCUUCAAGUUGAGCUCUUACUGGGUUCAUUUUUGUGACUAUGUAAACAUGUUUCAUAGUUAAUGAUUAUGUUGGUAUCAGAAUUUAUAUUUUCACCAGUUCUGCAUUUUGUCUGACUGUAAAAUUAUUUCAAUAAAGUUGGUUAAUGUUGA
Acanthochromis polyacanthus (spiny chromis) is the source of this 5815-nucleotide messenger RNA. RefSeq names its product zinc finger protein 516-like. Gene Ontology annotation, cellular component: nucleus. The transcript is spliced from 5 exons. The record is from RefSeq and is a predicted model, not a curated record. Lineage: Eukaryota; Metazoa; Chordata; Actinopteri; Pomacentridae. Gene Ontology annotation, biological process: regulation of DNA-templated transcription. Gene Ontology annotation, molecular function: RNA polymerase II cis-regulatory region sequence-specific DNA binding; DNA-binding transcription factor activity, RNA polymerase II-specific. Bases 555 to 3299 code for a protein of 914 amino acids.